UACGUUCCAAUAUGAUCAGUGUCCGUUUAGGAAAUCAGUCUAGUGAAAAUGACGAUCUUCAUAGGGACAGCGCUUUCUACGAUCAUAGUUUUAGUUUGUUGUCGUGAAUUAAAUGCUGUUGGAGGCUACGUAGAAGGUUCGUCUCAGCCACAUUGGUACAAGGAUUAUCUUAACGCUAGAAAACAACAAUUAGAACCACUAACUAUCGAUUGUAUAUUGACACAAGUUCAGGUUCCUCUAACAAGAAAAAAUGGUGUAAUUGAACCGCAAGAUUGUAUCCCCUUAGGCGUUCAACCCAAUUACAUUCCGGAUCAUCAAUAUCGUCGUGAAAACAACUUUGCCACCCGUGCUUGUAUUGUCAAUCACAUAACAUGCGUUUUAUAUAUAGCUGAAAAUGGAACAGUUUUGGGAGCAAAGCUUCCACCCCCGCCGGGCAAAAAAUUUCGGACAGGUGAUCCAGCCCGUUUAUGUCCUGACGCGUCGACGUCGUAUAUUACUUGUUGGGGAAAAGAUUUUGAGGUGAAGGAAAAUCCUGAAACAAAAAAUGCAGAAGCAAUAAGACUUAUCCCUCAUAAUUGGCUUCUACAUCAAAAUAAUGGAGUAAAUGAUAUUGUUCGUACUACCAAGUUAUCUUGUUUUGGCGUACACAUGAUUGUGCAUAAAACUACUCAUGGCACCAUUGCGGGAGUUGAGUUCGACCCUCGUCCGCCACGACAACCACAAUAAACAAUGCAAAAAUUUAUAAAUUAUGUAAUAUUUUUGAGUUGCUAAUUUCCGAAUCAAAUUCUAAUAACUUAAACAUUAUCUUACUUAAUUAUUCUAUAAUGGUAAGUUUGUUAAAAACUGAAAGUAAAUUUUAACCAGUA
Messenger RNA from Belonocnema kinseyi, 866 nucleotides. RefSeq lists its product as uncharacterized. The transcript is spliced from 3 exons. Bases 49 to 726 code for a protein of 225 amino acids. NCBI's taxonomy places the organism in Eukaryota, Metazoa, Arthropoda, Insecta, Hymenoptera, Cynipidae. The record is from RefSeq and is a predicted model, not a curated record.